UUUAGUCUGUCAUAGAAAGCAAAAAGGAACAUUUAAACGCACACCGUUCAAACAUUAUAAUGCAUUUUGAAUCAAAACAAGAAGUUUAUGUGAAUAACGAACAACUAAUUUCUAAAGUUGGUAGUAACAAUGUCGAUAUCAUCAGGGAAUGGUUAUCGAAGCAACUCCAUUUACCAAAAAUAUCAGACAAGCAAUUGGUGAUAUUUUUGAACUGCUGUCAGUGUAAUCUGGAAGCGACAAAAAAAAUGAUAGACGCAUAUUAUACUAUGAGAACUCACAAUCCCGACAUGUUUCACAAUAGGAAGAUUUCUGAACUUGAGAAAACUUUCAACAUAUUUUAUUUUCACAAAAUGCCGUUGCUACCAGAUGGCUCCCGAGCGGGAUUUUCGCGUCUGCGAGACUUCAACUCUAAUCUUUUUAACACAUUAGAUACUAUACGGCUUGUAUUCGCAAUGUAUGACAUAUGCAUCGAUGAGGAUCCGCUAGCGCCCGGAUGGAAAUUCGUAAUGGACAUGACUGGAUUCUCAGUUGGUCAUUUGACUAAGCUGACCAAUUUAACUCUGAUGAGAAAAUGCUUGGCCUACGUGCAAACGGCUCUGCCAAUGCGUUUAACAGCCAUCAUCAUGAUAAACGCUCCACCAUUGACUAACCAAUUGAUGAUGUUUUUAAAACCAUUAAUGCACAAAGACUUGUAUUCACUGAUUUCAAUACACUCAGUGAGUGACAUGGACAGUGUUUACCAAUCUAUUCCGAAAGAAUACUUUGCCAGCGAUAUUGGUGGAAAAGCCCCUUCUUUUGAAGCCCAAAAAGAAGAAUCACUGGAACGUUUUAAGACAUACGAGAGUUUUUUUGAAGACGACGAGAAAUUCAAUCGUGUAGACGAAAACAAGCGGAUCGAUAAGAAUAAUCAAUGUAAUUCGUUAGAUUAUGGACUUGAAGGAUCGUUUAAAAAAUUAGAAUUGGAUUAAGAACUAUAGUUUUUUUUUUUUUUUUUAAACAAAUUUAUA
This is a messenger RNA of Melanaphis sacchari, 1007 nucleotides long. RefSeq lists its product as uncharacterized. Gene Ontology annotation, molecular function: phosphatidylinositol bisphosphate binding. The record is from RefSeq and is a predicted model, not a curated record. Bases 60 to 968 code for a protein of 302 amino acids. NCBI's taxonomy places the organism in Eukaryota, Metazoa, Arthropoda, Insecta, Hemiptera, Aphididae. Gene Ontology annotation, cellular component: membrane. The transcript has 6 exons.